AUGUCAGAGAGAGAAGUUAAACAAAUUCACGAAGAUCAAGAAGCUGCAAAUGCGCCAGCUGGUUUAGCCCAAGAGAAUGCUCAGGUUGAAGAAACAGCAAAUGAAAAUGGUUCUGAGGACGUUUCAUCUGCUAAAAAAAGAGAUCCAGAAGAGGAUGUAACAAAGGCAGAUGAGCCAGAUAAGAAAAAGAAGAAAAAGAGAAGAACUUACGAUGACGAUGACGAUAAGGAAGAAAAAGAUGGUGAAGAGGUAAAGGGUAAGGAGGCUGCUAAGGAAAAGGACUCUGAAGGGAAAGAGAAAGUGGAUGCGGAUGAUGAUGAUGAAGAUGAAGAAGAUGAGGAAGCAGAAGUGGUUUUAGGUGAAGACGAUGAGGAUGAUGAUGAUGAUGAUGACGAAGAUGAUGACGAGGAGUAUGAUGAGUCUAGAGCCGAUGUUGGCGAGGAAGACGAUGAAGAGGAAGAUGAGUUGAAUGAAAUCGACCAAAGCAACAUUAUUUCUUCAGGAAGGCGUACCAGAGGCAAACAAAUUGAUUUCAAUGAAGCAGCUGAAAAGUUGGACAGGGAAAAUGGACUUUUGGAAGAAGAUGGUGAAGAGGAAAACUAA
This is a messenger RNA of Lodderomyces elongisporus, 603 nucleotides long. It is a transcript of the gene CHZ1, whose product is annotated as histone H2A.Z-specific chaperone CHZ1. The transcript has a single exon. The record is from RefSeq and is a predicted model, not a curated record. Lineage: Eukaryota; Fungi; Ascomycota; Pichiomycetes; Serinales; Debaryomycetaceae. The coding region runs from base 1 to 603 and encodes 200 amino acids.